UUGCUAAAAAAAAACAAUAUCUAUCUUUUGCAGAUUCAUCCAAUAUCUCACAACAGUAUAAGCCAAACAAUGAAUGGGUUUCGAGGCAAAACUAAAGGGAGAGGAAGAAGAAUGAAAGAAACGCGUGCCCGCCCAGCACUACAACGCGAUGCCAUCGCGCCAAACGGACCACGAACUCGACUUAGAACUGACCGAGGUGGACCAACCAACGAAGCGGGCACUCUCAACAACCCGCAGCUGCCCGGAGCUCAGCAUCCGGCAGGCAAUGCCAACCAGCUUCAACGACACCAGGAGCCAGGGGCUGUAAACAACCCGCAGCUGCCAAAUGCUCAGCAACUAGAUGACAAUGUCAACCAGAUGCCAAGACAUCAGGAACCGGGGGCUGUUAACAACCCACAGCUGCCAAAUGCUCAGCAACUAGAUGACAAUGUCAACCAGAUGCCGAGACAUCAGGAACCAGGGGCUGUUAACAACCCACAGCUGCCAAAUGCUCAGCAACUAGCUAACAAUGUCAACCAGAUGCCGAGACAUCAGGAACCGGGGGCUGUUAACAACCCACAGCUGCCAAAUGCUCAGCAACUAGCUAACAAUGUCAACCAGAUGCCGAGACAUCAGGAACCGGGGGCUGUUAACAACCCACAGCUGCCAAAUGCUCAGCAACUAGCUAACAAUGUCAACCAGAUGCCGAGACAUCAGGAACCGGGGGCUGUUAACAACCCACAGCUGCCAAAUGCUCAGCAACUAGCUAACAAUGUCAACCAGAUGCCGAGACAUCAGGAACCGGGGGCUGUUAACAACCCACAGCUGCCAAAUGCUCAGCAACUAGCUAACAAUGUCAACCAGAGGCCGAGACAUCAGGAACCGGGGGCUGUAAACAACCCACAGCUGCCAAAUGCUCAGCAACUAGCUAACAAUGUCAACCAGAUGCUGAGACAUCAGGAACCGGGGGCUGUUAACAACCCACAGCUGCCAAAUGCUCAGCAACUAGCUAACAAUGUCAACCAGAGGCCGAGACAUCAGGAACCGGGGGCUGUAAACAACCCACAGCUGCCAAAUGCUCAGCAACUAGCUAACAAUGUCAACCAGAUGCCGAGACAUCAGGAACCGGGGGCUGUUAACAACCCACAGCUGCCAAAUGCUCAGCAACUAGCUAACAAUGUCAACCAGAGGCCGAGACAUCAGGAACCGGGGGCUGUAAACAACCCACAGCUGCCAAAUGCUCAGCAACUAGCUAACAAUGUCAACCAGAUGCUGAGACAUCAGGAACCGGGGGCUGUUAACAACCCACAGCUGCCAAAUGCUCAGCAACUAGCUAACAAUGUCAACCAGAUGCCGAGACAUCAGGAACCGGGGGCUGUUAACAACCCACAGCUGCCAAAUGCUCAGCAACUAGCUAACAAUGUCAACCAGAUGCCGAGACAUCAGGAACCGGGGAUUGUAAACAACUCACAGCUGCCAAAUGCUCAGCAACUGAUUGGCAAUGCUAACCAGUUAUCAAGAUCCUUAAUGCUGCCAAAUUUUAGCAUACCACCUCCAAAGAUUGCGCAGCGACCGUCUUCUAUCGAGCCCCAUCUGCCAUCAAAGCGCACAAUGAAAGCCAUUCAAAAGUUCAACCGCAAUUACUCGAAGCUCUUGGAACAGGUUGGAAAAAAUCAGCAGCAAUCCCAAGAGUUGUCAGGAUGGAAUCAACUGCAGCAGCAACGAUUGCAACCACAGAAGCAGCAAUUGCAACUGCAGCAGCAGCAACUGAUGCAGCAGCAAUUGCAACCACAGCAGCAGCAUUUGCAACCACAGCAGCAGCAAUUGCAACCACAGCAGCAGCAAUUGCAACCACAGCAGCAGCAAUCACAACCACAGCAGCAGCAACUGCAACUACAGCAGCAGCAAUUGCAACCACAGCAGCAGCAAUUGCAACCACAGCAGCAGCAAUCACAACCACAGCAGCAGCAACUGCAACUACAGCAGCAGCAAUGGCUAUCACAGCAGCAGCAAUUCUUACUACUGCAGCAGCAAGUGCUACCUCAGCAGCAACAAUUGCUCCUACAGCAGCAGCCGUUGCUACCACACCAGCUGCAAUUGUUACCGCAACAGCAGCCACUUCUUCAACAGCAACCUGGGAUCUUACUUCCUCCUAAUUUAGCCCAUCAGCACAUUUAUCCUCCAUUUAAUUUUCCUAAUCAUCCACCGAAUUUCUCUACUCUUUUCUAUCCGUACUUCUGCCUUCCUAAUCAAUACGCUCGUCCUUAG
This is a messenger RNA of Microplitis demolitor, 2247 nucleotides long. Its product is annotated as putative mediator of RNA polymerase II transcription subunit 26. The coding region runs from base 70 to 2247 and encodes 725 amino acids. The record is from RefSeq and is a predicted model, not a curated record. The transcript is spliced from 2 exons. NCBI's taxonomy places the organism in Eukaryota, Metazoa, Arthropoda, Insecta, Hymenoptera, Braconidae.